UAUAUAUCUGUAUAUCAUUCUCGUCCUCGGUAUCUUGUUACCGUCUCUAUCCUUUUAUCAAAGGUGAAGAGAUAACAUCAUCGACGCAAUUUUCUAUCAGCUUUCAAUAAUACAAUAUGUAAGCAGUAGACAUCGAUUAAUCUGUACAAGUCCACGCCUUAAUCUCGGUUCAGUCAGAUCUACAGGAUCUAGCAUGACUUCAAAAUUCAAGUCUAUGUUCAAGAGACAAGCGUCUCAGUCGGUACACUCACAUGUCGAGAAUACAGAAGAAUCGAGUGCAAUUAUGCAAGAAAUGUACGCGGUAUCGUCCGAAUUUAUGGUCAAACCAAGUAUAUCGAGGGACAAUCAAGAAGCGGAAAGUUCAAUAACAAUUCGUGCGAAAAGUCCUCGAAGACGCUACAGAACUUCAUUAGGAGCCAUUGAAGACUUGUUGCAAUGUCUGCUGUGUAUGGAAAGGUUAAAAUCACCAAGGAUGAUGCCAUGCCAGCAUACAUUCUGUGAGAAUUGCUUAGCAGAACAAAUUAUGGAUCCAGGAAACUUGGACAAAGUCAUGCAGUGUCCGCUGUGUCAUUUAACGGUGGUGGAUUCGACGCCGGAAAAAUUGCCGACAAAUUUAUACAUUGAAAGCUUAUUACGCGUGAUGGAGAAUCCUGGUGACAGUCUCACUCAUUUUGAUUCACGUAGUCCUAUAGUCAGUUUUGCCCCAACGACCAAUCAGUCUCAGACUGAAAAUCGGGCGGAGAAAUUAAUAAGAUGUAAGAAAUGCGGCACAGAGUGCACUCGUGAUAACAAAUGCAACCAUUGCAAGCAGAUAUUUUGCGGUGUAUGCUGGGUGGCGCAUAUGGACGAAUUAAAGGAGCUACUUGGAAGUAUCGCCGAGCAAUUAGAAGCCACAGCCAACAGAUUCGAAUACAGAAUCGAUGAGUUUCGAGCUAAAAUCGACGCCUUGAAGGAGUCUAUCGACAAAGACAUUGAAUUAAGGAUCGCUGAGCUAAAGCACGAGCGCGAGGAGAGAAUCAAGAAGGCAACGGCAACGGCGUCGAAGGGCGAAUUUUCCGCUGAGGAAAUAAAACAGCGAAUAUUUAAGAUACAAGCAGAAGUGAAUGAACAGAAGGACGCGACUUACGCCACGCUAGCUGACAAUCACGAAAAGGUCAAGACCUUUUUACUCUUGCACCACAAAGCAAGUGACGUAAUGGCUGCUAUUGCUGCAUGGAAACCGGAUCUCUCUGACGACGUUGACUACGAUGAGAAUAAGCAGAGACUAGAAGUCACUAAAAGCAAGGAGAAUGUAAAUCUUUACUACAAGAGCAAAGCAUUUACUCCAAAAUUGAUUGUUGGUGGUGAGGUGGUGCAUCGACCGUCGGGACUAGCUUUCGAUCCUUGGAGACAAGUAACCUUCGUCGCGUGUCCGGGGACAAGUCAUAUCGUUGCACUUGAUAAGAAGUUCAAGGUGUUGAGAAGAAUUCAGCAUAAGGAUAUGUUGGCUCCUCAGGGUAUCUUAUUCCUGGAGGACAUGGAAGAACUUUUUGUAACAGAUAAAUGGAAGCACUGUAUCUACGUGUUCAAUAAAAAGGGUGACUUUAUACGGCGUAUUGGUAGCAAAGGCAUUGGCGAUACGCAAUUUCGUUCUCCGGAAGGAAUAGCUGCUCAUCCGAGACAGAAUCUUAUUUAUGUUGCUGAUACUGGCAAUGAUAGAGUUCAAAUUCUUCAACCCGACGGUACUUUCUAUGGAAGCAUUGGACUCAUCGAGAAACAAGUGACGAAUGUUACUUUACAUGGGAAAGUUGUUAAUACUACUGCCAAUCAUUUUAAUCAGCCUACCGAUGUGGCUGUAUCUUUAUCCACCAUUGUUGUGGCUGACUGUGGUAAUCAUAAGAUCAAGGUUUUCAGUCACGAUCUGCAACAUAUCAAUACAAUCGGCGGUCCCGGAUCAAUCAGAGGACUCUUUAGAUCUCCCGAAAUCGUCAAAGUAGAUAUCAAAGGAAAUAUAAUUGUUGGUGACUCCGGAAACGGUCGGAUCCAAAUAUUUUCACCGGAAGGAGACCUCCUGAGAAUUUUAGGAAGCAGAGGUACCAAGACUGGUCAAUUUGGAUGGGUAUCCGGUUUGCUGAUUAAAGACAAUCUAGAAAUCAUAGUAUCAGACAGCAAGAACUAUACCAUACAAGUAUUUUAAAGACAAGAAGAAACAAUUAUUUCUCUAAAUAAUGAUAUAUAGAUAUAAGUAUAUAACUGAUACGUUACAAUAAAUAAUAAGAGACAUAGAAUGUAAUGUAUUAUAGAGUAAAAGUGUAACGCAUCGUAACU
This is a messenger RNA of Cephus cinctus (wheat stem sawfly), 2307 nucleotides long. RefSeq names its product RING finger protein nhl-1. NCBI's taxonomy places the organism in Eukaryota, Metazoa, Arthropoda, Insecta, Hymenoptera, Cephidae. The transcript has 11 exons. The coding region runs from base 194 to 2176 and encodes 660 amino acids. Gene Ontology annotation, molecular function: ubiquitin protein ligase activity; protein binding; translation repressor activity. The record is from RefSeq and is a predicted model, not a curated record. Gene Ontology annotation, biological process: proteasome-mediated ubiquitin-dependent protein catabolic process; negative regulation of translation; protein polyubiquitination.